This is a messenger RNA of Pichia kudriavzevii, 828 nucleotides long. RefSeq lists its product as uncharacterized. Gene Ontology annotation, cellular component: mitochondrial intermembrane space. The record is from RefSeq and is a predicted model, not a curated record. Lineage: Eukaryota; Fungi; Ascomycota; Pichiomycetes; Pichiales; Pichiaceae. The transcript has a single exon. Bases 1 to 828 code for a protein of 275 amino acids. Gene Ontology annotation, biological process: phospholipid transport. Gene Ontology annotation, molecular function: phosphatidic acid transfer activity.
AUGAAGGAAUUUAACCAAACACUUGUCUUUGACUACCCAUGGGAUUACGUCUCGGCGGCAAACUGGAGAAAAUACCCAAAUAAAAUGUCCACCCAUGUAGUCGCCGUGGACGUUCUCAACAGAGAAUUCGAUCCGAUCCAACAGACGUUACUCACAGAGAGACUGAUCAAAUGUGAACAAAAUAUCCCUUCUUGGUUACAGGUUAUAAUUCCUAAUGUUAAUGUCAGCUAUGUACGUGAAGUUUCAAUAAUAAAUUUACAAAAUCAAACUCUUACAAUGAGAAGUAUCAAUUUAACAAUGAAAAAUUUACUCAAAGUCUAUGAAACUGUACAAUACGAACCUGCCAGUGAUCCAAACAAGACAACAUUCACCCAAUGUGCUAGACUUUCUUCAAAUCAGCCCUGGAUUGGUCCCAAAAUUGAAAGCUGGGCACUUGCAACCUUUGCCCAAAAUGCAGCAAAGGGGAAAAUGGGAUUCGAUUCCGUUUUGCAAUUGGGAUUGCUGCCAAAUCUAAUUGAGGACUUGAAUAACAGGAAAGACGACAUCUUGGAUGAUAUUGAGAAGGUCUCCUCCAAAAUCAUCGACGAAAUUAAAAGUUGCAAUGCUUUCAAAGAUAUCAAUAAUAUAUCACUGGAUGUAUUGAAAGAUUUAACAAUUGAUGCAAAUAAAAAACUGCAACUCCCCGAUAAGGACAUCACUGAUGAAAUCUUAGAAACGUUGAAUCUUCACCGUAUACUGGUGAACAAUGCAAUAUCACACCAUACAAGUGAAAUUAUCCGCCAACUACAAGUGCAAAUCUCAAAGAUCUUCUCAAACGAAAAGGACUAG